Messenger RNA from Pterocles gutturalis (yellow-throated sandgrouse), 1233 nucleotides. RefSeq names its product solute carrier family 22 (organic cation transporter), member 3 (gene SLC22A3). Gene Ontology annotation, cellular component: membrane. Lineage: Eukaryota; Metazoa; Chordata; Aves; Pterocliformes; Pteroclidae. The transcript has 11 exons. Gene Ontology annotation, biological process: transmembrane transport. The coding region runs from base 25 to 1233 and encodes 402 amino acids. Gene Ontology annotation, molecular function: transmembrane transporter activity. The record is from RefSeq and is a predicted model, not a curated record.
AACCUUGUGUGCGGCAAUGCCUGGAUGCUGGAUCUCUCACAGGCUAUCCUCAAUCUGGGGUUUCUGGCCGGCGCGUUCACCCUGGGCUACGCUGCAGACAGAUAUGGCAGAAUCCUCAUCUACCUGCUCUCCUGUCUCGGGGUUGGGAUAUGUGGUAUCAUAGUGGCAUUCGCACCAAACUUUACUGUAUUUUUGAUCUUCCGUUUUCUCCAAGGUCUGUUUGGCAAAGGAACCUGGAUGACAUGCUACGUGAUCGUGACGGAGAUCGUUGGCUCUGACCAGCGGAUUGUUGGGAUUGUGAUUCAGAUCUUCUUCAGUCUGGGAACUAUGAUUCUUCCUGGAAUUGCAUACCUGGUUCCCACCUGGCAGGGGAUCCAGUUGGCCAUUUCACUGCCCAACUUCCUCUUCCUGCUCUACUACUGGGUGGUUCCUGAAUCUCCUCGUUGGCUCCUGACGCGCAAAAAGCGAGAGAAGGCAUUAAAAAUCAUGCACAACAUUGCGAAACACAAUGGGAAGUAUCUCUCACCACAUUACUCAGAGAUCACUAUCAGCAAUGAGGAGGUCAGCAACCCCUCCUUCCUGGACCUGGUGAGGACUCCCUGGAUGAGGAGGAACACGUUCAUCCUGAUGUACGCAUGGUUCACAAGUGCUCUGACCUACCAAGGGCUUGUCAUGCGCCUAGGAAUUGUCGGAGGAAACCUCUACCUAGACUUCUUCAUCUCAGGAGCCGUGGAGCUGCCUGCCGCUCUCCUAAUUUUAGUGACAAUGGAUCGCAUUGGCCGGCGCCUUCCCUUUGGAAUAAGCAACAUUGUGGCGGGAAUUGCAUGCCUCAUUACGGCCUUCUUGCCAGAAGAUAUCCCAUGGCUCAAAACAACAGUCGCAACGCUGGGAAGACUGGGCAUCACGAUAGCUUUUGAAAUCGUCUAUCUUGUGAACACUGAACUGUACCCUACGACACUGAGAAACUUUGGUGUUUCUCUGUGCUCGAGUUUGUGUGACCUAGGUGGGAUCAUCGCCCCAUUCCUGCUUUUCCGAUUAGCAGCCAUUUGGUUGGAGCUACCUCUAAUUAUUUUCAGUAUUCUCGCAGUUGUCUGUGGGGUCCUAGUAUUGCUUUUACCGGAGACAAAGGGAAUCCCCUUACCAGAGACAGUGGAGGAUGUGGAGAAGCUUUCAAGUCAUUUUGGUAAAUGCGGCAAGAAACGGAAACCGCAGGACACCAACUCUUGUAUUUGA